Rosa rugosa (rugosa rose) is the source of this 534-nucleotide messenger RNA. Its product is annotated as putative disease resistance RPP13-like protein 1. Gene Ontology annotation, molecular function: ADP binding. The record is from RefSeq and is a predicted model, not a curated record. Lineage: Eukaryota; Viridiplantae; Streptophyta; Magnoliopsida; Rosales; Rosaceae. The transcript has a single exon. Gene Ontology annotation, biological process: defense response to other organism. Bases 1 to 534 code for a protein of 177 amino acids.
AUGGUCAUUGGGACGUUUAACAUGAGAAUGUGGUGGGUAUGUGUUUCCUUGGAGUAUGAUUUGAUUCAGAUCACUAAAGCAAUCCUCGAGGAUACCACAAGCAAAGUUUGCACACUGUCAAAUCUCGACUUUAUUAAAAGGCAAUUGAAAAAGAUGAUGGGGAAGUUUUUGCUCGUACUGGACGAUAUGUGGAAUGAGAGUCCAAGUGAUUGGGAUGCCAUGAAAUUUCUUUUUAGCUUUGCAGCACCUGGGAGUAGGGUUUCGGUAACUGCUCGAAGUAAGACUAUUUCAUCCAUUGUUACCACUAAUGGUGAUCUUACUUGUUUUUCGCCAACUACUUUGUCUAAGGAGGAUUGUUGGGAAAUUAUCAAGAAAAAACUGAAAACAGAAGUAGAUAAUCGUGAAGAUUUGAAAGCUAUUGGCUUACAGUUAGCAGAGAAGUGUAAAGGCCUUCCUUUGGCGGCCACAAUGAUUAGAGAUGCCUUGCAUCUCAAAUCAAAAGAGGUAGAGUGGGAUGGGCUGCUGAAACUUUAG